CCUGCACUCAGUGAGGGGCGUGUGCGCGGGCCCGGCACCCGCCGGCCCCAUGUUCACCGAGCUGAGGUCCAAGCUGAGCCCCCCGCGAGGCCGCGCCGGGGCUGUGCGCGCUGGCUUAGGGGAGCGCCGCGAUGUGGACGCCACUGCUCACUUCAGCUUCUGCCGGACUCUCCUGGAGCACACAGUGUCAGCCGAAAGCAUCCCCUGCCACCUGCCUCGGACGCCAGGCACCAGCCUCACAUGGCAUGAUUCCCGUAGCCAGAGGGCUUCCAGCAGCAGGCCAAUCAAACUCCUGCAGCAGCCUGGCACAGAGACCCCCCAGGGCCGGCUGUACUCUGACCACUAUGGCCUGUACCACACAAGCCCCUCGCUGAGUGGCCUGACGCGGCCUGUGGUCCUCUGGAGCCAGCAGGACGUCUGCAAGUGGCUUAAGAAACACUGUCCCCACAACUACCUCGUCUACGUCGAGGCCUUCUCCCAUCAUGCCAUCACUGGCCGAGCUCUUCUGCGGCUAAAUGCAGAGAAGCUACAGAGGAUGGGGCUGGUGCAGGAGGCCCAGAGGCAAGAGGUGCUGCAACAGGUGCUCCGCCUGCAGGUGCGAGAGGAGGGUCGGAGCCUGCAGCUGCUCAGCCAAGCUUCCUUUGGAAAUAUAUCCUAGCUGCUGCCAAGGCUUGAACCAGACCCCAGCACUGUGACCAGAGCCUACGGCCAAGGAUGAGGACAAGCUGGCCCCACAGACCCUCUCGAACCCCACAGGAUACCAUGGUGGCCAAGUCCAGCCUAGUGGACAGAUCUCCACCUUCAAGCACCUGUGGUUGGGCAGCCAGGCCAUGGCCUGGGCUGCUUAUCUGUGACCCCUCCUCCUGGGACAUGAGCCCACUCCCUGGCACUGCUGGCAACAUGUGGGGCAGCUGCCUGGAGCCAGAGUGGGGUUCAAAUGACCCCAAGACUCCCAGGGAGUCUUUUAUUUAUGUUCCCUUUACUGUGUGACUGUCCCCCUUUGCCUGAGUCAUGCAUCUCUGCUCACUUGUCCAGUUCCAUAUCCUCACAGCAUUGCCAGGCCAGCCACACUGUGGGACAAACUGCCUUGGCUCCCUUUGACUUGUGUUUCUCCCUGCCCCUGCCAGAACCCAGCAGGCAACCUAUGUCCAGAGUAACAGUCAUCAGCAUGGCCAGGCAGGGACCCAUGCAGAGCACCUCGCUAAUUCUAUCGCCACCCUGGCCAAACCUGUAUCUAUUUAUGAGCACUGAGUCUGAGAGGCCCUGGUUGCCUCAGCCCCAAAGACAGAGCACAGAACAGUGAGGACAGCAGCCCUGUGCAAGCAACUCCUCGCCCUGAGCCUGCUGGAGUCAGUGUGCUCUGGGCCCACUUUUGGGAAAGUCUGGUAUUAAGCAUCGCCUCUGUGUAUUUGCACUUAAGAGAACAUCUUCAAGAAACCAUCGCACUUGCUGCUUUCCCAAGGAAACCUGGAUUCAUAGGAGAGACUGUCCUGAGGGCUGUGCUCCACCUCUGCUGCCAGACGCCUAAGCAACCCUUCCCUGGGUAGUCUGGGGCUGGUGCUGCCCGGCAGAGGGACAGUGAGAGCAGCCCACAACCUCUUGCUCCUCUGCCCCUUCCCACAACCACGGGGACUCUGAAAAUCUCAGGGACAGUUGAGGCUAAGCCUCCAGUCCUCUCUCUGUGACCUGAGCUGGCCUCAGGACUCAGGAUUGGUCACUGCAGGUCCUGAGUGAAUUUGGGCAACUGGCCUGGUGCCUCCCAUCCCAUGUGUCUGCACCCACAGGGAGCCUCCUUGUCAUGUCUGGCUGCCCUGAGUAUCCCCCCAAACCUUGUGCUAUCAGUCUUCAGCCAGAAGGCCCAUCUCUGCCUUUUCCCCUCCUGUCUUGCCCACCCUGUGCUCCUGUAUUGUCUUCCUUGUUUUUCAUUCACUUUUUUUAUAUUCUAACAAAAAAUCAGAAAUAAACCUGUUCUCAAGUGCCAA
Messenger RNA from Marmota flaviventris (yellow-bellied marmot), 1982 nucleotides. It is a transcript of the gene Samd10, whose product is annotated as sterile alpha motif domain containing 10. The record is from RefSeq and is a predicted model, not a curated record. Gene Ontology annotation, biological process: cell surface receptor protein tyrosine kinase signaling pathway. Gene Ontology annotation, molecular function: protein binding. Gene Ontology annotation, cellular component: cytoplasmic side of plasma membrane. Lineage: Eukaryota; Metazoa; Chordata; Mammalia; Rodentia; Sciuridae.